AGCCAAAAUGGCAGCAAAUUAAGAUUAGAUAUUUGAUGAACAAUCACAAGAAGCCACAAUUAAUGAAGAGUACAAGAUAUGGAAAAAGAAUGCUCCAUUUCUAUAUGAUUUGGCAAUCAGUCAUCCAGUUGAGUGGCCAUCCUUGACUGUGUAGUGGCUGCCAAAGAAGGAAACACCACCAGGCCAGGAUUACUCAAUUCAUAAAUUGAUAAUUGGAACAAAUACUGGGGAUAAUGAGAUGAAUUCUUUGAUGAUUGCUAAAGUACAGAAAACCAAUAGUAUUUUAGGUUCGAUUACCAAAAGAUUCUGAUGUCCAAUAAGACCCUUCUGAAUAUAAAUAGAAUGAGCCAAGCGGUAUAGGCAAGGCUACUGGGGAAAGUAGAAUAGAAAUUGAUGUAAGAAUAAACCAUGAAGGAGAAGUAAACAGGGCAAGGUACAUGCCAUAAAAAUCAAAUAUCAUUGCCACCUUCACACCUAAAGGAGAAGUCCAUAUUUUCGAUUACAUAAAGCAUCCAUCAUAGCCAUCCAACAAUUUGGUCAAACCUGAUUUGAAAUUAGUGGGACAUCAAAAAGAAGGGUAAAAGAUAUUAAAUUAUCAUAAUAGAUUUGGUAUGUCUUGGAAUGAAUAGAAAUUGGGACAUCUCUUAACUGGAGAUUACGAUGGUAAAUUAUGCAUUUGGGAUGUUGAAACAAAUGCACCAGAACCAAAAUAAACAUUUUAAGCAAAUAAUUUAUAAAUCGAAGAUGUCAGUUGGCAUAGGUUUCAUCCAGAAAUCUUUGGUUCUUGUGGAGAUGAUAGACAUGUGAGAAUGUAAGAAUUAUCAAAUAAUUUAUAGUUGGGAUACUCGUAAACCAUAACCUUUGAGUGACAUUCAAACUCAUGCAGGAGAUAUCUAUUGCUUAGAUUUUAAUCAUUUUAAUGAAUUCUUUUUUAUUACUGGCUCAGAAGACAAGAGAAUCAAUCUUUUCGAUAUGAGAAACACUGAAAAACCAUUGCAUACUUUUGAAAGUCAUGGUGAUUAGAUCUUAUCUUUGAAAUGGUCACCACACAAUAUGAAAAUAUUUGUUAGUAGUUCAGCUGAUAGAAGAUGCAUGAUUUGGGAUUUUGGAAGAUGCGGAAAAGCUCAAACACCAGAAGAAGCUCAGGAUGGACCUCCUGAAUUAUUGGUAAUUCAUCUAUUCAUUCAAUUUAGUUUGUCCAUGGAGGACAUAGAUCUAAGGUUUGUGAUUUAGAUUGGAAUCUUAAUGAAAAAUAUAUCAUUUCUAGUGUAGAAGAUAAUAAUAUUUUAUAAGUUUGGUAAUUGGGAGCACAUAUUUAUUAAGAAUGA
Paramecium octaurelia is the source of this 1328-nucleotide messenger RNA. NCBI's taxonomy places the organism in Eukaryota, Ciliophora, Oligohymenophorea, Peniculida, Parameciidae. The record is from the annotation of a GenBank genome assembly.